CCAAAAAAAAAAAAAAUGAAUUCUACCUUAUUCCAAACAUUGCACGAUAUUAACACACCGGCCACUAAAAGAGCGAUUACACCUCUUGACAAAGCCAACAUUCCCAGACCUUACAAGUGUCCAAUGUGUCCCAAAUCAUUUUACCGCUUAGAACAUCAAACUCGUCAUAUUCGUACUCAUACAGGUGAAAAACCUCAUCAAUGUACAUUUCCCGGUUGUGCCAAAAAGUUUUCACGUUCUGAUGAAUUAACUCGCCAUGUGCGUAUUCACACUUCACCUAACAAGAGACGUGUUCGCAAGAAUAUUAAACAACAACAACAUCAACCCAUUGUGCUUGUUUCUCGCUCAAUGCCACCUUCACCUGCUCUCUCAACAAGUUCCAACUUUUCUCAAGAUAACGACGAAAUGAUUUUUACCCCAGAACAAUCACCCACAUUAUCUCCAACUAUCUUGUCUCCUAUUGGCUCACCAAGGAUCUCAAUGUUUAAAUUGGCUCCGUUAGAAUGUAACCAAUUUGAUUCCAUGUCCACUCGUAUGACAAAGCACAAUCACCCAAGUCUUUUAGAUUUGUUAGAUAGACCUCCUCAAGCACGUGUAUUGCCUCCUAUCAGUCCUUCUGUUUCUACUAUGCCAACAAACAGCCUUAUGAACGAUGCUUCAUUACCCUCCAUUCAUUCUGUUGUUCAAUUCUAAAUUUCAUAUGUAUAUUUUCUCUUUCUUUUCUCUCCUCCCCUUUCAUAGCAUUUCAUGUAUAUAAUAAGCACAAUCACACACACACACACACACAAAUCCCAUUCAUUAAUUAUGUAUAGCAAUUUAUAUAACGCAUUUUAAUAUAACCCUCCCC
Mucor mucedo is the source of this 847-nucleotide messenger RNA. RefSeq lists its product as uncharacterized. Gene Ontology annotation, cellular component: nucleus; cytoplasm. The coding region runs from base 16 to 693 and encodes 225 amino acids. The record is from RefSeq and is a predicted model, not a curated record. Gene Ontology annotation, molecular function: RNA polymerase II cis-regulatory region sequence-specific DNA binding. Lineage: Eukaryota; Fungi; Mucoromycota; Mucoromycetes; Mucorales; Mucoraceae. The transcript has a single exon.